Messenger RNA from Monopterus albus (swamp eel), 1399 nucleotides. RefSeq names its product DnaJ heat shock protein family (Hsp40) member B2 (gene dnajb2). The record is from RefSeq and is a predicted model, not a curated record. Bases 323 to 1264 code for a protein of 313 amino acids. The transcript is spliced from 11 exons. Gene Ontology annotation, molecular function: Hsp70 protein binding. Lineage: Eukaryota; Metazoa; Chordata; Actinopteri; Synbranchiformes; Synbranchidae.
UUUUUUUUUCUCUCUCAGCUGAUAUAGUGACGCAGCGCGUGCAGCUGAAUACCGAACACACUGUAAACAGGGUUCGCUCUGCGCUUGUUUUGCCGGUGGAGCUCAUUAACUAGACCGCAGUGGCACAACGGUGCCUUACAGUGGGAUUGUACUGUUAGAAAAUCUAUGCUUGUGGGCGGCGAGGAAACAUACUGACGCUGGAGUGUGUGUGGCAGUCACGAAGAAGAACGGGAGACCGUAUUCCAAGCACCGUUAACAUAAGAGAGUCAUUGUCGCUCCAAACGGCAGCAGGGGGGUGUAGUGAGGAGUGACACAAGGCGACAUGGUGGAUUACUACAACAUCCUGGGUGUGUCCAGAACAGCCACUCAGGACGACAUCAAGAAAGCGUACAGAAAACUGGCCCUGAAAUGGCAUCCUGAUAAAAAUCUAGACAACAAGGAGGAAGCAGAGAGAAAGUUCAAAGAGCUGGCAGAGGCCUAUGAAGUCCUAUCUGACAAGAGUAGGCGUGAUGCAUAUGACAGAUGUGGAAAUGACAGAAUGCGACAGACAGGUUCAUCCAGCUCGGGCUUUUCAUCAGAUUUCCCAGGAUUCACCUUCACAUUCCGCAGUCCUGAUGAGGUGUUCAGAGAGUUUUUCGGUGGUCAGGAUCCCUUCGCUAGUUUCUUUGAUGACUUCUCAUCGUUUGGAGGCUCUUCCUCUCGGCUUGGCCCCAGUCGGGUCCAUUCUUUUCCAUCAACUGGAGUUCAGUUUACCUCCUUCUCCUCUUCUUUUGGUGGUCUGAACAGCAUGGACAGCAUGAUUGGAGGGAUGGGCAACUUCAGAUCAGUUUCUACCUCCACUCGUAUCAUAAAUGGCAAACGUACCACCACCAAGAAGAUAAAGGAGAACGGGCAGGAAAGAAUAGAAAUCGAGGAGGAUGGGGUGUUAAAGAGAGUCUUAAUUAAUGAUGUGGAAGAUGAAAUGGCCCUCGCUCUGGAGCUGAGCCGUCGAGAAGGACAGUCCCCUUCGAAGCCAGGAAUCCAAAACAGAUCACCAGCUGAGGUCAACAGAUCCCAUCCCAGCCCUUAUUCUGCAGCCACACAUCGGUCAUUUAGUUCUGCCCCCUUCUACAACUGUGGUGGGACUGUGGCAGGCAGUGAGGAUGAUGAAGAUGAUGAAGACCUGCAGAUGGCUUUGGCAUGCAGCCUAUCAGAAAUGGAAGCACAGCAGAGAGCAGCUACCGACUUCAUAUCAGACUCAGACUUCGAGGCCUUCACAAGCUAACCUGAUUGACUCAUGCUGCUCUGUGCCCUAACCCUGCCCUGAGGUCAAAGGUCAGUUCCCUAUGAUGCACUUGUCUCUGCCCACCAUGGCUCCUACCUGCUGAAUGACACAAAAUAAACACAAAUGUGUGUUUUA